GCGGAUUUUUCCAGCAUUCAAGGUGAAGCUAUCCGGUUUGGAUAAACGCUCCAAGUAUAUUUUAUUAAUGGAUAUUGUGCCCGCUGAUGAAUGUCGCUAUAAGUUCCAUAACUCACGAUGGAUGGUGGCUGGUAAAGCGGAUCCGGAAAUGCCAAAACGUAUGUACAUACAUCCGGAUAGUCCAGCUACCGGUGAGCACUGGAUGGCCAAAGGAGCGAAUUUUCACAAGUUGAAACUGACCAACAAUAUCUCGGAUAAACAUGGCUUUGUAAGUUUUUCCUUUGUUUUGUGUCGCUUAGUAGCCCAGCUUUUUGCAAAAUGUUUCGAAUUUCUGCAGUUUCAAUAACG
Molecule: messenger RNA, 348 nt
Organism: Gongylonema pulchrum
Lineage: Eukaryota; Metazoa; Nematoda; Chromadorea; Rhabditida; Gongylonematidae
Source: the annotation of a GenBank genome assembly